Messenger RNA from Lotus japonicus, 1284 nucleotides. RefSeq names its product cyclin-dependent kinase B2-2. Gene Ontology annotation, molecular function: ATP binding; cyclin-dependent protein serine/threonine kinase activity; cyclin binding. The transcript has 7 exons. Gene Ontology annotation, cellular component: cytoplasm; nucleus; cyclin-dependent protein kinase holoenzyme complex. Bases 115 to 1053 code for a protein of 312 amino acids. NCBI's taxonomy places the organism in Eukaryota, Viridiplantae, Streptophyta, Magnoliopsida, Fabales, Fabaceae. The record is from RefSeq and is a predicted model, not a curated record. Gene Ontology annotation, biological process: regulation of gene expression; signal transduction; protein phosphorylation.
ACAUUCCUAUUCCGAAAUGGUGACAACGGCUAUAUAUUGAUUGAUAUAGGCACAAGCAGAAGCACAAGCACGACGAUUCAUUUGAAUUGAGAGAUUGAGAAAGAAGAGAGAGAGAUGGAGAAGAGUGGAGUAGUUUUGUCGGUGAAGGAGGCAUUCGAGAAGCUGGAGAAGGUUGGAGAAGGAACUUAUGGGAAGGUGUAUAGGGCAAGAGAGAAGGCUACUGGGAAGAUCGUUGCCCUCAAGAAGACUCGCCUCCAUGAAGACGAAGAAGGUGUCCCUCCCACCACUCUCCGUGAGGUUUCCAUUCUGCGAAUGCUCUCUCGCGAUCCCCAUGUUGUCAGGUUAAUGGAUGUUAAACAAGGUCAGAGUAAGGAAGGGAAGACAGUGCUGUACUUGGUCUUUGAGUACAUGGAUACCGAUCUCAAGAAAUUCAUUCGCACUUUCCGUCAAACUGGACAAAAUGUCCCACCCAAAACCGUCAAAAGCUUGAUGUACCAACUUUGCAAGGGCGUUGCUUUCUGCCAUGGUCAUGGAAUCUUGCACAGGGACUUGAAGCCUCACAAUCUCUUGAUGGAUCGAAAAACUAAUAUGCUUAAAAUUGCUGAUCUUGGCCUUGCUCGAGCAUUCACCGUGCCAAUUAAGAAGUACACGCAUGAGAUACUCACCCUGUGGUACAGAGCUCCUGAAGUCCUUUUGGGAGCCACCCAUUACUCAAUGGCAGUGGACAUGUGGUCCGUUGCCUGCAUCUUUGCUGAACUUGUAACCAAGCAAGCACUCUUUGCUGGUGAUUCUGAGCUGCAGCAACUCCUUCAUAUAUUCAGAUUGUUGGGCACUCCUAAUGAAGAGGUGUGGCCAGGGGUUAGUAAACUAAUGAACUGGCAUGAGUAUCCUCAGUGGAAUCCUCAAAGUUUGUCAACUGCUGUUCCAAAUUUGGAUGAGCUUGGACUGGAUCUACUAUCUGAAAUGUUGCACUAUGAACCUUCCAAGAGGAUCUCAGCAAAGAAAGCUAUGGAACAUUGUUACUUUGAUGACCUGGACAAGACCUAUCUUUAGGAUUAACAAAUGAUGAUUUGAUGAAUGUAGGAAUUCAUGAUUACCGAUUUAUGCUUCUCUCGAGCGCAUGUCAAAGUCUGUUUUAGGAAUUAUGGAUGAUUGCCCUUCUAUAUAGGAUUUUGAUCUCUUAAAAACACUGAUUGAAGUGUUUUUGUAACUGCUGUUUUUGCUGAUGGACCAUAUAUGCCUUGAUGAUAUAUUUCUAGCUGAUUUAUAUCAGCUUCUGUUCGA